Messenger RNA from Apiotrichum porosum, 1620 nucleotides. RefSeq lists its product as uncharacterized. Gene Ontology annotation, cellular component: cytoplasm; mitochondrion; peroxisome. The record is from RefSeq and is a predicted model, not a curated record. The coding region runs from base 1 to 1620 and encodes 539 amino acids. Gene Ontology annotation, molecular function: heme binding; catalase activity. Gene Ontology annotation, biological process: response to hydrogen peroxide; hydrogen peroxide catabolic process. Lineage: Eukaryota; Fungi; Basidiomycota; Tremellomycetes; Trichosporonales; Trichosporonaceae. The transcript is spliced from 8 exons.
AUGAGCGACCGCUACACUACCGACCGCGACGCAACCAACAAGGAGACCGUCUAUACCGCCAGCAACGGUGCUCCGUACCCUCACGCGUACGGUGCCCAGCGUGCGGGAAACAACGGUCCCCUCCUUCUCCAGGACUACCAUCUCAUCGACCUUCUCGCUCACUUCGACCGCGAGCGUAUCCCCGAGCGCGUCGUCCACGCCAAGGGCUCCGGUGCCCACGGCGAGUGGGAGUGCACUGCCGAUGCUCAGGACCUCUGUCUUGCCGACUUCUUCAAGCAGGGUACCAAGUGUCCGCUCACUCUCCGCUUCUCGACCGUCGGCGGCGAAUCGGGCUCAUCCGACAAUGCCCGUGACCCCCGUGGCUUUGCUGUCAAGUUCAAGACCUCGCAGGGCAACUGGGACUGGGUAGGCAACAACACCCCAAUCUUCUUUUUGCGAGACCCGGCCAAGUUUCCGCAUUUCAUCCACACGCAGAAGCGUGACCCCGCGACUCACCUCGGCGGUGGCGAUGACGCGACCAUGUUCUGGGACUACAUCAGCAACAACCCCGAGUCCGUUCACCAGAUCAUGUACCUCAUGGGUGACCGCGGUAUCCCAGAUGGUUUCCGUCAGAUGAACGGAUACUAUGGCCACACACUCAAGAUUGUCAACGCCAAGGGCGAGUGGGUCUACGCUCAGUUCCACCUGCUCUCGAACCAGGGUGUCGUCAACCAGACCGACCCCGUCGCCACUGCCAAGAACAGCCCUGACCAUGGUCAGAAGGACCUCUACUACAGCAUCGAGGAGGGCAAGUUCCCCUCGUGGACGAUGAAGGUUCAGACCAUGACUGCCAAGCAGGCCGAGGAGGCUUGGGCGAACAAGGGCAUCAACGUCUUUGACCUCACCCACAUCUGGCCUCACAAGGACUACCCCCUCCGCGAGAUUGGUAAGGUCACCCUUAACAAGAACGCCAAGAACUACUUCGCCGAGGUUGAGCAGGCAGCCUUUAGCCCUUCGCACAUGAUCCCCGGUGUUGAGCCGUCAGCCGACCCCGUCCUCCAGUCGCGUCUGUUCUCGUACCCCGACACCCACCGCCACCGUCUUGGUACCAACUACCAGCAGCUGCCUGUCAACCAGCCUCACCCUGCCUACAAGAUGGCAAACUUCCAGCGUGAUGGUGCGAUGGCCUACUACAAUCAGGGUGGCCGCGCCAACUACAUCUCGACCCUCGACCCCAUCCAAUUCAAGCCCCGUUACGUCGACGUCGACAAUGUUCACGGCCACUUCCAGGCCGAGGCUAUCGCCUUCCUCUCGACCAUUCGUCCCGAGGACUUCAACGCCCCCCGUGCGCUUUGGGAGAAGGUGUUUGACGACGCUGGCCGCAAGCGCUUCAUCGAGACCGUCUCUGGUCACAUGUCGACCGUGCGCGACAAGGAGAUCAUCGCUCGCCAGAUUGCCAUCUUCCGUGAGGUCUCGGAGGACCUCGCGUCCCGCCUCGAGAAGGCGACCGGCGUCAAGGGUGGACCGGGUAUCAAGGGCGUCGUCUUCAACGGCAGCAACAACGGCAUGGACAAGAGCAAGCCCCUGGCGGCGAACAGCAUGACCCACGCCAGCUCGUUUGACAACGGUGGUCCCAAGUAA